GGGCUGCCUACCUGCGCGGGGCGCAGAGAUGAUGGCCAUGAACGCCAAGCAGCCGUUCGCCAUGCACGCCGCCCUCCAGGAGCCCAAGUUCUCCAGCCUGCACUCCAGCGCGGAGGCGAUGCGCAGAGUUUGCCUCCCGGCCCCGCAGCUGCAGGGCAAUAUAUUCGGGAGCUUCGAUGAGAGCCUGCUGGCCCGCGCCGAGGCUCUGGCGGCCGUCGACAUCGUCCCCCACGCCAAGGGCCACCACCACCACCCCCCCUUCAAGCCGGACGCCCCCUUCCACGCCAUGAGCGGCGUCCCCUGUUCAGAAAGUGUCUUAAAGAUGUAA
Messenger RNA from Calidris pugnax (ruff), 328 nucleotides. It is a transcript of the gene POU4F3, whose product is annotated as POU class 4 homeobox 3. Bases 29 to 328 code for a protein of 99 amino acids. The record is from RefSeq and is a predicted model, not a curated record. NCBI's taxonomy places the organism in Eukaryota, Metazoa, Chordata, Aves, Charadriiformes, Scolopacidae. The transcript is spliced from 3 exons.